Molecule: messenger RNA, 1446 nt
Organism: Pygoscelis adeliae (Adelie penguin)
Lineage: Eukaryota; Metazoa; Chordata; Aves; Sphenisciformes; Spheniscidae
Gene: GPR75
Product: G protein-coupled receptor 75
Exons: 3
Coding region: 1-1446 (481 amino acids)
Biological process (GO): G protein-coupled receptor signaling pathway
Cellular component (GO): membrane
Molecular function (GO): C-C chemokine receptor activity
Source: RefSeq, a predicted model, not a curated record
AUGCAGCCAGCUUUGCCCUGCCUGUCGCUUGGCUGGUGCCGUGGGUGCCCCGCGGAGCAGGAACAGCUCCUGAUGGUACUUCUGUAUGAGGCUGGGCAGGUGUGGGACGCUGACAGCCGAUGGAAGUUAAUGGGGAGAGGCUUGGUGGGAACUUGUAGGAAGGAAUGGAUCAAAACUGAAAGAGUGCUGGAAGCCCACGCCGCCACCCUGCCGGCCUGCGCCUCCCUGCUGGCCCUGGUCUUCUGCCUGGGCUCCUACGGCAACCUCAUCGUCCUCCUGUCCUUCUUCGACCCGGCCCUCAGGAAAUUCAGGACCAACUUCGACUUCAUGAUCCUCAACCUCUCCUUCUGCGACCUUUUCAUCUGCGGGGUGGCCGCCCCCAUGUUCGCCUUCGUCCUCUUCUUUGACACGGCCCGAGGUGUCCCGGCCGCCUUCUGUUUCACCUUCCACCUCACCAGCUCCGGCUUCAUCAUCAUGUCGCUCAAGACGGUGGCGGUCAUCGCCCUGAACCGGCUGCGCAAGGUGCUGGGGGAGGAGCCCGUGGUGGCCGUGGACGCCUCCAGACCGCAGCCUUUCGUGGGGCCCCCGGCCACCGUGGCUGGGGAGGGCGUGCAGAGCGCCGUGCCCGCCUUGUACAGGAACCAGAGCUACAGCAAGCCGCAGCACGUCCAGACGCAUGGCUACACCAAGCACCUCGGCCAGCCGCCGGCUACCGCUGCUGGUCGGCUCCAGCUGGUGUCAGCGGUCAACCUGUCCACGGCCAAAGACUCCAGGGCGGUGGUGACCUGCGUCGUCAUCGUGCUUUCCGUCUUGGUUUGCUGUCUGCCCCUCGGCAUCUCUUUGGUGCAGGACGUGCUGUCCAGCAGUGGUGGCUUUGUUCUCUACCAGUUCGAGCUGUGUGGGUUUACCCUCAUUUUCUUCAAAUCUGGAUUAAAUCCUUUUAUAUAUUCCCGCAACAGUGCUGGACUUCGGAGACGAGUCCUCUGGUGCCUGCAGUACGUAGCCCUUGUCUUUUUCUGCUGCAAGCAGAAGACAAGGCUUCGGGCCAUGGGCAAAGGCAGCCUGGAAGUCAACAGGAACAAGUCAUCCCACCACGAGACCAAUUCAGCAUACAUGUUGUCUCCAAAACCUCAGAAAAAGUUUGUGGACCAAGCCUGUGGCCCCAGUCACUCCAAGGAAAGCGUGCUGAGUCCCAAGGCUUCUGUCGGGCAUCAGCACUACGCACAGAGCAGCUCGACCCCCGUGAACACCCGAAUCGAGCCCUAUUACAGUAUCUAUAACAGCAGCCCUUCCCAGGAAGUGAGCACCCCCAAUAGCUUACAGCCGGUAAACUCAACUUUCGGGUUUGCCAAAUCCUACAUUGCCAUGUAUUAUCACACCACCAACGACUUGGUGCGAGACUAUGACAGUGCUUCGACUAAGCAGAUACCAGUGCCCUCAGUGUAA